This is a messenger RNA of Harmonia axyridis, 1247 nucleotides long. Its product is annotated as divergent protein kinase domain 2A. The record is from RefSeq and is a predicted model, not a curated record. NCBI's taxonomy places the organism in Eukaryota, Metazoa, Arthropoda, Insecta, Coleoptera, Coccinellidae. The coding region runs from base 1 to 1143 and encodes 380 amino acids. The transcript has 3 exons.
AUGUUUCUCACAAUGGCAUUCAAACUUUAUCCAGCCCUCGGCUGUUUAUUAGCCAUCAUCAUAUAUGUUAUUUCAAUGUUCAAACAUCCCCUGAUCCAAAAGUGUGAAGUUGAUAAAUGCCCACUUUGCUAUGGAACCAAUAUGUGUGAUAGCAUGAAUAACUCUGAAAUAAAACUAGAUUUUUCUUCAUUUGAACGAGUAUUUAACAAUUUAUUCAGUGUAAAAAAUGUAUUUUAUGGUAAAUUCAAAGACUCUGAAGUGGUGUUGAAGAAGUUGGGACAAGAUGAAGAAUUAGUGAAAGUGUUGACAAUGGUUAAAACGUUAAGUGCACGCAAAUAUAGAGCCUUUUUAGUGAACAGUAUUCUAGAGACAUUUUAUAAAAAGGACAAUAUAAACAUUAAGGACUUUCAUGUGUGCAAUUUAGAAACAGCUGAGUAUUUCUUGGAAUAUCUUUACCAGAAAGGAUUCACCCUGGAACAAAUUUGGACGAUCAAACAGGUUAAUGUGGAGCCACUUUUACUCAAGGUGUUUGAGUACAAAAAAGGGUGGCCUGUGCCAAAAUAUUAUGGAGCUUGUGGCCGAAUGAUCGUACAAAGUUAUUGUGGUGUGAAUUUGAACUAUUUUGAAAUACAUCCUUGGAUUGAUAGAGCUACAAUUGCUGUUGGUAUUCUAAAUGCAGCAGAAGAUUUCACUACUGCACAUCAAACAUUCAGUCUGUACUUGACUGAUGUUUCCCCUGAUAAUAUUGUUGUUGAUCGUAAUUUAAAUGUUUAUUUCAUAGACUUGGAGAAUGCUAUCAUUCAGAUGAGAAAUCAAAGUAUUGAAAAAUUUAAUAUUAAAAACAACCAUAAAAGUAGAAACUUUGAAGAUGAACCUUAUGCUUUCUCUACUGAUGACAUAUGUUCAUAUCCACUGAGUGAUCAUAAUAUUUAUAGUGUUUGUAAACUUCUACUCUCCUCAAAAGCUCCUUGGCCAAUGAUGAAAGGAGGAUUAUUACAUUCUCCUCCCAAAUCAAUCAAAGGUCAUGAUUUGUUUAAGUAUAUCGAAUUGUGUGUGGAGGCUGAUAAUAAAAUUAAUAGGUUCUCUCUAAUGAAAGUCAUUGUAUAUAUUCUAAGGGAACUUAUAAAUACAAGUCAUAAAUAAUUUAUGUUUAACACAGUCAUUUCAAUAACAGGAGCCAUGAAAAAUUUGUAACCAAUGUAAAAACAUCUAUAACAAUAAAAGUAUAACUUUCAAUGUUUAAGGCA